AUGAGUAUCAUUAAUCCUGGGAUUAAUUAUAAUAAACAAUCUUUUAUAGUUCCUGGAACAGAACGGAGUGGACAGACAGGCCAUUAUAGAAACUCAUUAAAUCCCGGAGGCCAACUUAAAACAUCUCCUGAGCCCGGUAUCAUUACAGUAGGCGAUAUUUGGCGAAGUUCAUUGAAAAAGUUUAAAAAUAGAGAGUGUUUGGGGAUCCGCCAAUUUGAUGAAAAAACAGGAAGUUAUGGGAAUUAUGUGUGGCAAACAUAUGAACAAGUUAAUGAACGAAUUAUAAAUUUUGGAAAUGGGCUUUUACAUCUUCAAAUAAAUAUAAUAAAGA
Molecule: messenger RNA, 331 nt
Organism: Racocetra persica
Lineage: Eukaryota; Fungi; Glomeromycota; Glomeromycetes; Diversisporales; Gigasporaceae
Source: the annotation of a GenBank genome assembly